Molecule: messenger RNA, 1915 nt
Organism: Hyla sarda
Lineage: Eukaryota; Metazoa; Chordata; Amphibia; Anura; Hylidae
Gene: CNEP1R1
Product: CTD nuclear envelope phosphatase 1 regulatory subunit 1
Exons: 6
Coding region: 113-517 (134 amino acids)
Cellular component (GO): Nem1-Spo7 phosphatase complex; cytoplasm
Source: RefSeq, a predicted model, not a curated record
CGCACAGCCAAUCAGAUGAAUGGACUGGUGAGGGCGGACCAAUCGCUGAGGCUGUUACUUCAGGGCUACAGAAGAGAGGUGGGGGGGGAAAGAAACAGGAACCGGGCCAGACAUGAACUCUCUGGAGCAGGCAGAAGGCAGUAACGUACAUGUUCUCGGUCUAGAUCUAAAGGCUUUCGAGCGAAGGCUUACAGAAUAUGUUUCUUGUUUACAACCUGCAACUGGACGCUGGAGAAUGAUUCUCAUUGUAGUAUCUGUUUGUACUGCAACGGGAGCAUGGAACUGGCUCAUAGAUCCAGAGACACAAAAGGUUUCUUUCUUCACAUCAUUAUGGAAUCAUCCGUUCUUUACAAUAAGCUGCAUUACACUAAUAGGACUUUUCUUUGCUGGUAUUCAUAAGAGAGUAGUGGCCCCGUCAAUAAUAGCAGCCAGAUGUCGAACAGUACUAGCAGAAUACAACAUGUCCUGUGAUGAUACGGGCAAAUUAAUUCUAAAACCAAGACCGCAUGUUCAGUGACAUCAUCUUCUGUGACCUCCUAAAGUUUUCUUUUAAACUCUUCUGACAAGAUGUUCUCUCUUUUGGAGAUGUUGAAAUAUCCAUGGAACGCCAAGUCAAAAUUAUUUGAACUUUAUUGAUCCAAGAGGAGAUACACUGGUUGUACAGUUUGGAUGACUUUUUCCUGUACACUCAGUCCCAAAAACUCAAAGUGCAAUGUAUUUUUACAUCCUUUCUUAGGUCUGUGUAUCAAGAAGGAUGGUUUCUACACCCGGUAUCGCAAGGUGCAAUUCUUUAUAGUCUUGUCGCCAUUUGCAGUACAGUACUUUAUUCAAUUCUAUUGUUGUGGUUUUUUUUUUUUGUUUUUUUUUAAUGUUUGUAUGUUGAUGUAAAUGUUGAAGCACAAGUAAUUUCUUUUUAAACUUUAUUUUGAGGGCUAGCCCAUAUUGACCUGUAUAUAAGAAUGUUCUCAAUUUCAAUCCAACAUUGUGAAAUCUACACGUUGCAAUGGUUACAAAUUCCUAGGUAUUCCUACUAUACCUCUGGUAUUUUGGAUCAUAGCCUCAGGUCCAUAAUACAAAUUACUUAAGUGUUCUUCUUUUAUUGACCUUCACUGCCUUUUGCCACGCAGGACAUCAGAUCUACAUGUUUGAGUUUCCAUUAACAUGGAUUUCUUAAUAGGCUGCAGUUGUGUCCUUUGCCUUGUCCACAUUGCGGACAUUCUGCUGGCAGAAUUCUGCUUUCAGCAGAGUCCCAUUGUUUUUAGUGGGAUCCCAGUCUCUGUUCAGACUGUGGAAUCGCCACAGUGGAAUUCAGUCAGCUGAAAGUACAUGUGCACAAAGAGUGAACUCUUUGAGCAGAAUUCCACCAAGACUACAUUGCUGUCUAUGGAGACGGCAAUGUCCACGUGGUCACACCGCCAAUGCAUGGGUCAGCGCCCGCUGUAAAAGGACAUUUGGCCAGUGGAAUUCCAAUGGCUGAAUGUCUGUAGUGUGGACGAGGCCUAAAAGGCGUAUUGUGGUUUCAUUGUUUCAUUUCAUUGGACCUGGAAAGAUUUGUAUCCAAGUAAGAAAAAUGGUUUCUCAUAGAUGAAAAUGAGGAGGUAUAACAGUAAGUAUUUUAGAAAAUGAUAUAGUUAUUCAUUAUGCAAAAUAUUACUUUUUAUUUUCUCUAUCUGGAAUAAGCCUUUUAAGUGUGUCUUCCAACUGUUUGCACCAAUUAAGAUCAUGGAUUCCUAAAGGUUGGAGCAGAACACAUACCCAUCAUUUUAUAUUUCAUGGCUUUCCAAAAUCCCUUUCUGAAAUGUUUUGUGCAUUCAAUAAAAUAUCAUUUUGUUUCAUACUGAAAUAAUAUGCUGUCAUGUCAUAAAUGCUUGUUGACUGGUCCUCCAAGACUGAAACUAUUAAACAAAUCUUGUAA